Trichoderma gamsii is the source of this 1386-nucleotide messenger RNA. RefSeq names its product nitrogen metabolic regulation protein. NCBI's taxonomy places the organism in Eukaryota, Fungi, Ascomycota, Sordariomycetes, Hypocreales, Hypocreaceae. The transcript has a single exon. The coding region runs from base 1 to 1386 and encodes 461 amino acids. The record is from RefSeq and is a predicted model, not a curated record.
AUGCCGGCACAAUUCAACGGACCCGUCACGGGCAGCAUUCCCAUCCAUAUCGUGACCGACCAGACAAACGGGUUCCAUAAGCAACACAAGCAUUCGCGAUCCUCCUACUCAGAGGCGUCUCCCCUUGCCAACUCCAGGAACAAUUCCUUGACCUUUCGCCCGCCUAAGAGGCUCAUGUCUACCCCAAAGACCAUUGCCGUUAUCAAUGCCAGCGGCCGCCAAGCUGCGUCGCUUAUACGCGUAGCUACGGCCGUUGGCUACCAUGUGAAUGCGCAGCUGAGGAAUCUUGAGGGCGUCAUUGCGACUGAGGUAUCGACCAACCCAAACGUCACUGUCUUUGUUGGCGAGCUCUACACCAGACACCAGCCUACCGCGGAGAACAGGGACGUAACCAAGAGUGGUUCCUUACCGGGCGUAGGAGUCAACCACGAAUUGAUCGCAAAUCUUUUCCGGGGCGCGCAGCUUGCAUUCAUCAAUACCACCUUCUAUGGCGAUGAACUGGCAAUCGGCAAGGCUCUUGCCGAUGCAGCCAAGCAGACCAAUAUCCAACACUACAUAUAUUCCUCCAUGCCCGAUCACGCAGCUUACAAUAGUGGGUGGCCGUCGCUACCUCUAUGGGCCGCCAAACACGAAGUAGAGGAAUACGCGAGGCACUUGGGUCUCCCUGCCACCUUUGUGUACACCGGAAUCUACAAUAACAAUUUUACGUCACUGCCCUAUCCUUUAUUCUGCAUGGAGCUGCAGCCGGACGGCUCUUUUACUUGGCAGGCGCCAUUCCAUGAAGACGCCAAGCUUCCGUGGCUGGAUGCUGAACAUGACGUUGGACCUGCCAUUUUACAGCUUUUUAAAGAUGGCGUAUCUAAGUGGGCUGGGGAGCGCAUUGCCUUGGCAUACGAGUAUCUCACGCCGGUAGAAGCAUGUAAGUUAUUUGCUCGUGGCGUGGGUCGCCGUGUUCGCUAUAUAAGGGGGCCCAUUGAGAUCAAAGUUCGUAUACCUACCGGCUAUCGACAACAGCUAGAAGCGCUGGAGAAGCUUUUCGAUCCUAAUGAGGAGGACGCUAAGAAGCAGCCGCCAUACUUUGGAGACCCCAAACUGGAAGCUAGCUGUCCGCGGGAGGCGCUUGAGUUGUGGGAGGGCCCCCGAGGGCUAGAAGAAUAUGCGAGAGAAAUGUUUCCAUUGGAGGAAGAAGCCAAUGGCUUGACAUGGAUGUUUGAAGAGGAGGACGAUGGCCACGACGCUCGAAUCGAAGCUCGAAUCCAGGCUACAACGACUUCUGUGGAGAACAUGAAGAUUCAAGAUGAUGCAGAGGACGACUCAUCUGACGACGACGACGACGUACUUGUCAUGCGAGGCCGCAAGCGUGCUGAGGAAGGCUGGCUUGCUUAG